Molecule: messenger RNA, 857 nt
Organism: Fragaria vesca subsp. vesca
Lineage: Eukaryota; Viridiplantae; Streptophyta; Magnoliopsida; Rosales; Rosaceae
Exons: 4
Coding region: 103-792 (229 amino acids)
Biological process (GO): regulation of mitotic cell cycle
Source: RefSeq, a predicted model, not a curated record
GACACAAAAACAAACUGGGAAGCAAAAUUUUCAAAUUCGAAGAGCAAUUCCGGCAAAUUGUUAGCAGAGAAUUAAAUUCAGUUGGCUACAAAGAGCAUACCAAUGGCACCAAAAGUUGUUCGUUUCGUGCAGGAUCAGAACCUCAAUGUUCACUCUGCUGGAGUUUCUGUUGCGGGAAAGGGUGAUGCAUCCAAAUCAACAAAGAAAGGCAGACUUGGUGGAAGGAAACCUUUGGGAGACCUAUCCAAUAGGGGGAAGCCUGAUAUGGUUAGCAAGGCAUCAAGAAAGCCUGCUCUCACCAAUUUUCCUGAAAUCAUUGCUGAUGCAAGCAAUAAGAAAGGCUUAUCUAAGACAUCUGGUAAAGUGCAGACCAAGCGAAAGCCUCUAACUGACGUGUCCAAUUACACAGUGAAACCACAAACUUCUACUGUUGUGAAAGAGGAAUCUUGUUGUAAUUAUGAGAAGGAAGGUUUCCUGCAUGACCAUGAACAGUGCGUUAAAGCAAUGAGAGAGGGUACCCAGAUGGAUGAAAUGGAUAUAUUUCUGAUGAUAAAUGGACCAACUCCAUCCAAGCAGCUUUCAUCUCCACCAAAAGCUUCCGAGUUAACCAAAUUUGAGCAGGAGUGUCUAAUAACAUACUUGAAAGAGAUACCUGAGGAUCAAUACACCUUGCUGCCUAUCAUGAAGGAUUCAGUUUCCUCACCCUUUUGUUCUCCACUUCCUUCACCAGAUCACUAUACCAACUUGCUAUCUGGGGAGGACUGUGAUUUUCAGCUGAUGGAAUCGCCAUAGUUUCCAAGGCACUGCUUCCAAACUGUGUACUAUGUGAUCACCAUAGUUUCCAAGGCCCUGCUUCC